AUGCAGCUCAUCUCUCUCGUUGGUCUCAUGGCACUUGUGCCUGCAGUGCUCUCAUCUCCCACAGACUACAACAGUAUUGUGGCUCGCGCUGAUAACCGAGGCACGGAAAUCAUUGCUGGCCUGGGAUCCCGCAAGCAGGAGGUAGUUAGUGCCGGUGGCAACACCCGUGACCUCGCAAUUGCGAUGCUGGAGACGAAGACAAUGCAGACCGAUUACACCUAUGGUGACGGAAAGACUGGCGAUGCCACGAACUUUGGUAUCUUCAAGCAGAAUUGGUUCAUCUUGCGACACUCUGCGUCCGAAUUCAUGGGCCAGUCCGUCGGUGAUGUCGACAAUGGAGCAAUUCUCAACUCCGACCUGGGCAAAGAUAUCAAGGCCCGCCACGAGGGUGAGGAACACUAUGGAUUUGAAACCUGGUUCAGUGGUCACCGCAACGGAGAAAGUGGUGUCAACAACCCCGGCACGGAGGACAUCAAGGGAUAUAUCGAUGCCAUUGCCUGGAUUCAGCAGCAGAUUGAGAGCGACGAGAAGUACCAGUCUGAUGAUACUCGAUUCUGGGUUGAUGUCCAGGCCAUCUAG
Messenger RNA from Penicillium griseofulvum, 579 nucleotides. RefSeq lists its product as uncharacterized. The transcript is spliced from 5 exons. The record is from RefSeq and is a predicted model, not a curated record. Bases 1 to 579 code for a protein of 192 amino acids. Lineage: Eukaryota; Fungi; Ascomycota; Eurotiomycetes; Eurotiales; Aspergillaceae.